Molecule: messenger RNA, 1924 nt
Organism: Ceraceosorus bombacis
Lineage: Eukaryota; Fungi; Basidiomycota; Exobasidiomycetes; Ceraceosorales; Ceraceosoraceae
Source: the annotation of a GenBank genome assembly
AUGCUGCAGCGCUUGCCACCAGAGCUUAUCGAGUGAGUCGAGGGCGCAUACUUGGGAGCAAACGUUGCCACCUCUUGCUUAUGAAGCCUCAGUACAAUCUUUCCAGGCUCAUCAUUUGCCAGGUCAUGGAGGGCAAAGAAGCAAACUUGUUCUGUGCCUAUUGGCACCCGAGAAGUUUGGAGGAUAGCACGGUCCUAUUUCUUUCUCAGACAUGUCGCGCCACUCGCCCCAUCGCCCUGAAAAGCCUUUGGCGUGAGGUCUACUGCAAUUUGGUCUCGAAAGUCCACGCGCUUCGUCGCUUGCUACAUGAUCAGCAACGGCUUGACCUGGCAUCGUACAUGCUGGAUGUGCAAAUAGCUUGGGAAUUCCAGACGAUGGAUAUUGAAGAAAACUAUCCUCACAAGUUGGGCUGGGGAGUGGACUACAGCUUCAUCGAUCGCGAAAAGGUGCGUGCCGCGGAUUGAGUUUAAUGCGCCCCACAUUGACCUUUCAGCUUUCUCAGAUUCGCAGUGAGGAGCGCUCGAAGCGAGGCAUAGUCGAGCCGCCGGAUGGAACCGCGUGGUCCGACGCGCCCACCGCACCAGAUCUUGAAGGGCGCGUUGAUAAUAGAGACCAAGCAAUUGAUUGGAAGUACAGCUGGUCCGAAGACUACGCGUGGGGCAGCGGGCCCGAUAUGCCUGCUGAUCAGCGGGAGCUUACGGACGCGUGGACGAACGUUGAGCAAAUGCCUGCAGGGUAUGGAAGAGCCUCUCUGGAAGCAGACUUGCUUCUCAUUUUGAGCCUCAUGUCGCACAUCAAGGUCUUCUCCUGGGGCGGGGACCACUGGCGACUCCCUGAAAAAUCGUCUAAAUGUCUGGGCAAGAAGCGCUUCCUACAUCGCCUGGAAACAGACUUCGAUUACACGGGCUUUGGUGAGUCCAGCCUGUCUGUCUGCCUUUGACUUGUUCUGCACAUCGUUGCCGCUUUGGGAGCUGACCGGAAGUUUGAACCCGGCCUCGCAGAACCGUACUUAUCUGACUUGUGGCACGCCGCAUCCGCUCCCAAUCUUAAAGCGCUCGCGCUACACAAUCACAGCAGCGUGCGAUACGACAUCCAUCGCGAUCAAUCAUGGUUAAGGCGUACAAAUCGUCAAACGCAAAGCUACGAUGCGCAUGCUCUUGACGUGGGAGCAUUCGGAGCGUGCAUGUCGAACAGUCUUCCCGUGAAUCCGAUAUUCCCUCUAGAUAUCAAUAAGUUGCCGAGAGGCUGGGCUCUCGGUGAUCACGAAGAGGAAGGGUAUGCUCCACACCUGCAAGGUCGGACGAAGACGAUCUUGACAAGCGUCGCGGUUGGUAGCAUCUGCAGCUUGGAGCUUAGCGACGCGCAGCUGUUUGGUUUGCGACUGAUGUUGCCAGUAUGGCUUGCUCUGGACGUCAUUGCCAAGGUCGCGCCUAGCCUAGCGUCAUUGCACGAUCUGGUGGUCGAGCCAUGCUGCAUCAGGCUUAGGACUCUUCGCGUAGAUCUAUGGCCUUGCUUAGAUUUACUGGAUCAAGCGGGAAUCAAGCAAGAGAAAGUGGACCAGGCGAACAUAGGGGCAGAAAAGAGGAUGGACGUCCAAGAAGCUGCGCUCAGGGCUGCUGCCACCUGGGUGAAGCAGGAAUGUGCCAAGACGAACGUGCCGGAUGUUCAGUUCCUUAUUCCUGAUUAUGACUACAGAAUCCGAUCUGAUGCGAGCGAGGCUGAACGGCGUCAGGUCAUCGAGACGGAAGAGAAUCGGCAAAAGCUUGCCAUAGCAGAAGACAAUCCGCAAUCCGAAUACAGAGAGCGAAUCCCACCCUUCAGAAAAUGGCUUGCUGAGGACGAAGAGCUUGCUGCCAACGUUGUGCGAGGCCUGGUGUACUGGCGGGACCAUCACAAUUGUUCACCUGCUGAGAUCAACGUGUGA